GCUCUGUGCUCACCCCCACCCUGUCUUUUCUGACAUGGGCAGUGUUGCCUCCAUGGGCAGCUUCGACUCCGAAUCAUAGGCUGCUACAAUUUUAAACUCUUCGAAUCCAGGAAUGUUGAGUGUUUCAUGGGAUGUGUGAGCCCGACCUCGCCAGGAGCAUACCAGGGCUGAGGGGCCCUCAGGAUUCUCCCUGGUCCCACUGGGUUGGGUGCUCAGGGCUCGGAUGGGGACUCUGGUCUCCCACAUCCUCCCGCUCUCCCUGCAGGUGGAAUGCAAGGCCGUGAUGGUUUUCUUCCACUACUGCGUUGUGUCCAACUACUUCUGGCUGUUCAUCGAGGGCCUGUACCUCUUCACCCUGCUGGUGGAGACCUUCUUCCCCGAGAGGAGAUACUUCUACUGGUAUACCAUUAUUGGCUGGGGGACCCCAACUGUGUGCGUGUCGGUGUGGGCUGUGCUGAGGCUCCACUUUGACGACAUAGGGGUGAUCAAAGGUCCUGUGGUUGGUUCCAUCAUGGUGAACUUUGUGCUCUUCAUUGGCAUCAUCGUCAUCCUCGUGCAGAAACUUCAGUCUCCGGACAUGGGAGGCAAUGAGUCCAGCAUCUACUUAACAAAUGUAAGACUGGGAGUCCCCAAGAAAGCCCGAGAGGACCCCCUGCCUGUGCCCUCAGACCAGCAUUCACCCCCUUUCCUCUGCGUGCAGAAAUGCUACUGCAAGCCACAGCGGGCUCAGCAGCACUCUUGCAAGAUGUCAGAACUGUCCACCAUUACUCUACGGCUGGCCCGGUCCACCCUGCUGCUCAUCCCGCUGUUUGGAAUCCACUACACGGUGUUUGCUUUCUCCCCGGAGAGUGUCAGACAGAGGGAGAGGCUCGUGUUUGAGCUGGGGCUGGGCUCCUUCCAGGGCUUUGUGGUGGCUGUUCUCUACUGUUUUCUGAAUGGGGAGGUGCAGGCAGAGGUCAAACGUAAGUGGCGGAGUUGGAAGGUGAACCGCUACUUCGCCGUGGACUUCAAGCACCGGCACCCAUCCCUGGCCAGCAGCGGGGUGAACGGAGGCACCCAGCUCUCCAUCCUGAGCAAGAGCAGCUCCCAGAUCCGCAUGUCUGGCCUCCCGGCUGACAACCUGGCCACCUGAGCCUCCGUCCCCCGCCCUCUCCUCCACACACAGGCUGGGGCUGCAGGCGGGUGCUGGCCCACGCAUGUUGCACCUCUUCUCUCCCUUCGGGCAGGCCCUGGGCUGGAAGCUGGGCUCCUCGAGGGGGCAGAAGGACGCAGGGCGCAGAUGGGUGUUCCCCCAAACCCCUUUUUGCACUGGCCCCACCCACCAUGGGACCCCUGGGCCCUGACCCCAUACAUGUAAAUACUCCUCAAAUUUUGAAAAGCUGUCCCGUCCUGACUCCUUUGCCCAGUGUCCCUGCUCACCUCAAGCAGGUCCCCAGUCCCACCCCACCUGUCUCCUCCGGCCCCGGUCAUCACUUGGCCUUGUGCGUGAGGCCCUGUGAGUGAGGCUGAUGACCUAGCUUUGGGGGGAUUGGGUGGGGCCUGCCUGGCAGCCCCCGCAAUGUCUGAUUCUCGGUGUGGAGUCCUUGAGUCUGCUCACUACCCUGGGGCCCUUCUCAGGCCUGGCCUAGUCCCUGAGGCCGGCCAGAGGUCCAGCUUGGAUGGUCAGUGUCCUUCUGUGCAGGCCAGACAUGAAGCUCCCUUGUGCUCACCCAGCAUCUUGGUGUCCAUGUGCCCGGCUCGUGGGUAUCCGGGCCACGGGACAGCUCCAGGACUCUUUCAAUCAGAGACUUCAGUUUGGGUGUGGGGCUAAAGGUCUGGGAAAGUUCUGGUGCUUUUCAUUUGGCCCAAGAAAAAAUGCUGGGAGCCAGAAAUGUGGAUGCGAUUGAAAAGGAGAUGGAAAGAAUUUAGGGAGCCAUGGAAGAAGACCUUCACCAUCUCCACUGUUUUACCCCCAACUCAAGGUGGGCAGGGGUUUGCCUGGUCGCCUCCCUCCUGCCCCUCCCACCUCAGGCAUCAGCUGUGGAAGGUGAUGACAGAUGGAUGCCUCAGAGAAACUGCUCCCCAACCAUGCCUACCCCCCAGAGCCCCUGAACACCACCUUCUCCACUUUCCCUUAAGCCCAAGCCACGCGAGGAUGAAUCAGACGCCUUGCUGUGACGUCAGUGAAUCCUGAAGCACCUUACACCUCCGUGUGCCCAAGUCCAGGGCACAGGGCUCCCCACCCCCACCCCACCCCCAUGGAUGGUGAGGGAGCGCCAGCCACCAGCUCUUUUGGACUUAGACUCAGAUACUGAAAUCUCGGAGACAUCUGCAAAGACGUGUCCCUCAGCUCUUGUCGUUGAAUCACUGCAGAAGGACGCUUGGCUGCCCUGGGUGUUGAGAGGGGAAGCCACGCCCACCACGGCUGUUAGCAGAGGCUGCUGAUGGAAGGGGUGGGCACCCUCACAUCUGUGCUGUCUCCCCAUAGCCUAAUCAUUUAAAAUGGAGUGGAACCAAGUUUGUGGAAAGUGCUAGAGUGUAGGGCCCAUGUGUGGGGCCUGCUUUAUUCCAUGUCAGCAUUUGGGGUUCUCGUUCAAGUGCGUUUGUGGGCUUGUUUCAUGAUCACGCUCAGGAAUGCUGGCAGCGUUUUGGUGGCGGAAGAAUGUUGCUUUGCCAGGUGUAGAAAGAGGAAGGGACUGGGGGGCUUGUGGAAAUGUUUGUUUCUGGAGAGGCCUUCGAAGUGACUGGAGAAGGGCGUAGCUGCUUGGUUUAGAGAUGAGUCCUAUGUCCUCGGCCAGUGAAGCACUGUGGACCCCGGGUCUUCGGCAAAGCCGGAGAGAGAAAGGGAGCCGCCCGCCAUUUCCUGGACACAUUUGGUGACUCAGGUUAGCCACUGAGCCUGGACAGAGCGCUCCCUAUCUGGGCCUCAGUUUCCCCAUUUGUGAGAUGGGGCCAUUUCUAAUGCUCCUCCGGGCUCCACAUUUCAGUAAUUCUCCAGUUCAAAAGUAAGGCAGGUCAAAGGGUGUGCAUCAUUGUUAUGCGUAUCAUCUGAGGUUUUGAAGUAGAUGUUUGUGUAUGUGGGGAGGGUGGGAGAUGCUCUUUCUACUUAGAAAUGGAACAUUUGUCUCUCCCAUUUGGACACCACAGUUGGCGCUGGUGGGCUGGAGAGAAGGGCUAUUCCCGGGACAAUUGGACAGGUGCCUUGGGUGCAGACCCAGCCCUAUCCCAGGGCAGGGUUCCACGACUGGGUGGGCAGUGGUCACCUCCAGACCUUGGGAGUGGUCCCCCGAGUAUGGCCCCUGUUUCUUCACCCUCACCCCCACCAGCAAGUCGGCUUCACUGUGGAAGAAGAGGCUUUGACUUUGUAUAUAGAUCACCACAAAACAGCAAAAACAAAACAACCCCAGAUUCCUUGUGCUGCUGCCUGAGCCCUGGGCCUGCAUCCUCAUAGAGGUUCCAGGUUCUCGCUUGUGUGUUUUUAUCUCUGAGUGAACUAUUGCCAGUCUUGUGAGCAGAUGUGUUUGAUGCAUUUUGAAUGUUCCAGGAGGUUAGGCACCUGGCCUUCAGGGUCACAGGCAUUGGGGGGACAGCAUGAGGUCUGGGUAAAACCCUUCCCUCCCUGACCCUUUGUUUUCGUAUCUGUAAAAUGGGCAGUAAGACUAGAUGAUCUGGUUAGCUCAUUGCAUUUCUGAAAUUGUCUGUCUAAACACCAGCCAUCUACUCGGACUGGACCCUGGGCAAGGACUGCAGUAUUUGCCUGGUCCAGGAAAAGAUAAGAAAUCGUGUUGAGUGAGGAGGGGUUGAGGGCCUUGGGAAUAGUUAGGCUGGAGAGGAGCAGAGGUCCUGACUCCAUGUCUCUAGAAGGUCAUUACCAGGAAGGGGGUUAUUUUUGUGCAAUCCUAAAGGACGAAACUCACCCAGUGGAGGCUGAGUUCUCCUUGGGAUGAAGAAAUCUCUCAUCUUCUGUCAUGACUGUCCUGCCAUGGCAGUGCCAAGAGACAGUCUCCAGUCCUGGGGAAAAUGGGACUCCAAGUCAGGGCUGCUGAGGCUGUCAAGGAGCCUGUGUGGGGUCAGAAUGUGGGGUUUGGUGGCUCUAGUGCCCAGCAUUGCAGGGGACUCCCCCCAUGUCUGAGGCCAGGCCACAUGCUCUGUCUCAGUGGGCAGCUCUGUGACCCUCUUUGACAUAUCCAGUGGCCUUCAGUGACUGCUUCUCUACCCUCUCCCCCUCACCUCCUCCCCCACACCCCCCAAGCCCCAAACUGGCUUCUCUGGAGAAUAGGGCGAGGGCACUGGAGCCAAGGCAAGACUUGACAUACCUGAGUCCGUUAUCACCCACCAAGGGUGCUGCCUCAUCUCCUUCAUCUGACCUUUUCCCUUCCCAGAAAGAAAGCUGGAAGAUGUUUUCCUUGUAAUUCUGUGAGUACCCUUGACCUCCUCAAAGCCACUCCAAAGUGAAAGCAGUAAGUGCUUUGUCACCCUAAACCCAUACUUGAGCCCAGUGACCCUGGAAGCUGCUGGGAGAGCCCUGAGCGGAGAGUGGAGGACCCGGGCUUCUCCCAGCUUUGCCGCUCACCUGCUGUUUGUUUGGCCUUGAUUCCUUCCCCAUGUAUCUUUGGGGAGUCUCACAAAGUACUAGAACUGGCAGGAAACUUAGAGAUCUGCAGGUCAGUCCCCCAUCGGGCUGAUGAGAAAACACAGAUGGGCCUAGCCGAGUGCCUGCCACGACGCUGGGAUCCAAUAUGCUUUGCAAACCUGGAUGAGGAAGUGGGACCGACAAUAUGUGUCCAGCCCUGCACACAAGCCCAAACGAGACCCUCAGUAAAGCUUCUAUGUAGAACAUCCAGCCUUGCCCAAGAAGGGGCCUCUGGCUACGGCAGUUGUUAGGACUCCCGAACGCAGGGGGCAUGAUGGAGUCGGUGUGUUGCGGGGAGACUUGCGUGCUAGCUGGGCUUCACCACCUGCUCUGUGCCCCAAGGCUGUACCUCUCUGGGCCUCUGCUUUGUAAUCUGAGAAAUGGGAGGAUGUGAUUUGUGGUCUGCCCCACAGGACAAGGAUGGGGCUGAAGUGAGAUGCCCUGUGUGUGAAAGGGCUGUGGUAACUACACAGGUGUGGCUGGUUAUUGGGGUGAAGACCCCAAAAAGGAACCCUGUGCUGUUUGUCAACAGUUUUGAGCCCUCCUGGGUUAACCUUUGUCCCAUCUGUAAAAACCACCAGCCCCGGGGUCAGGGGGGCGGCCAGGGGCUCUAAUGGACACAGGAUUCCAGGUUUACCUCCAUCUGCUUAUUCAGUUUGUCCUUGUGGUUAGGAUGGGGAGACUUCCAUGUGGGUGAUGUCAGCAUUUCGAAGCCACCCCCAUGGAAAUCCUUCAAAGAUCUGAGACGUCCCUCAAAGGGGCCGAGUGUCCAUUCCUUCUUUCCUUGAACUCGCGGUCCUGGGAUGUGUCUGUGCUUGGCCACGUGUAUCAUGUCCUGUGUCCGUCCUCUGUAGCUUUGCCCCUAUGAGGGCUGGUGGGGGGCAACUCCUGGCACCCCAGACAUCACUGUGGGAGCCGGGCCAGCCUGGGUUUUAUGUCCCACAAUAAAGACGAGCCCCACAGACCUCACUGCGGCCGCUGUCACCAUUAAUGCCGUGCUCACAACCUUGUGUGGGAUUUUAAGGAUGUCAGACUGCUGUAGAUGACUCAAUAAAUGUCUUAUCAUUUUUUC
Hipposideros armiger (great roundleaf bat) is the source of this 5684-nucleotide messenger RNA. Its product is annotated as pituitary adenylate cyclase-activating polypeptide type I receptor. Gene Ontology annotation, biological process: cell surface receptor signaling pathway; adenylate cyclase-modulating G protein-coupled receptor signaling pathway. Gene Ontology annotation, molecular function: peptide hormone binding; vasoactive intestinal polypeptide receptor activity; G protein-coupled peptide receptor activity. The record is from RefSeq and is a predicted model, not a curated record. The transcript has 9 exons. Gene Ontology annotation, cellular component: plasma membrane. The coding region runs from base 224 to 1132 and encodes 302 amino acids. Lineage: Eukaryota; Metazoa; Chordata; Mammalia; Chiroptera; Hipposideridae.